This is a messenger RNA of Wyeomyia smithii (pitcher-plant mosquito), 4744 nucleotides long. RefSeq names its product glutamate receptor ionotropic, NMDA 3A-like. The transcript is spliced from 9 exons. Lineage: Eukaryota; Metazoa; Arthropoda; Insecta; Diptera; Culicidae. Gene Ontology annotation, biological process: synaptic transmission, glutamatergic; modulation of chemical synaptic transmission; ionotropic glutamate receptor signaling pathway. The coding region runs from base 16 to 2418 and encodes 800 amino acids. Gene Ontology annotation, cellular component: plasma membrane; postsynaptic membrane. Gene Ontology annotation, molecular function: transmitter-gated monoatomic ion channel activity involved in regulation of postsynaptic membrane potential; NMDA glutamate receptor activity. The record is from RefSeq and is a predicted model, not a curated record.
GUUGCAGAAUUACGGAUGCAGGAGCUUGUAACGUUAGAGAUCGAUGGGGCAACAAGAGGAAACCGUCACUUUGUUGGAAUCAACGCAAGAACCAUCGUCGCUGACAAAGUCGUUAUCCGUAAUCUAGCACAAUCUGGAAGAAGCUUAAAGCGCGGAUCUAAACUGUCGAAAAUUUUAGACCUUGGACUGGAAAUGGACGAACAGUAUAAAAUAUCAAAGUCAGACCAAACGUUAUUUAAAUCACAGGAGAAGCUUAACAUUCAGUGGAACGGAAUUGUGGCAGAUCUUAUAUCUGGAAGCGCUGAUAUGUCAUUUGCCCCAUUGAGUGUGUCAAGGGAACGAGCAGAAGUAAUUGAUUUCAGUGUCCCGUUUUUUCACGGAGGAGUAUCGUUAUUAGCUGCCCCACAAACGAAUCCCGAUGUUCCACUAUUGGCGUUUCUAUUACCUUUUUCCCCCGAGUUGUGGAUUGCAAUUUUCACAUCAUUAAAUGUGACUGCCAUCGCAGUUGCAAUAUAUGAAUGGUUGAGUCCUUUUGGAUUAAACCCUUGGGGGAGGCAGCGAAGUAAAAAUUUUAGUAUGUCUUCAGCUCUAUGGGUUAUGUGGGGUCUACUAUGUGGUCAUCUAGUGGCUUUCAAAGCCCCAAAAUCAUGGCCCAAUAAAUUUCUCAUUAACGUUUGGGGUGGAUUUAGUGUGAUCUUCGUCGCAUCAUAUACAGCUAAUAUCGCUGCGUUAAUAGCUGGCUUAUUUUUCCACAACGAAGCAGGCAGCUACAACGGUCCGCUAUUAAAACAACGUAUUGGUGCACCUAUUGCAACGGCAACAGAAUACUAUGUACAGCAAAGUGAUAAAAUGCUAUGGGAACAUAUGAAAAAAUACCAACUGCAAAAUAUUGUAGAAGGAAUCAACAGAUUGAAAAAUGGUACGCUGGACUUACUAAUGGCUGAUUCACCAAUACUCGAUUACUAUAGAGCGACUGACCACGGGUGUUCGUUCCAGAGAGUUGGUGAUACCUACGUGGAAGAUUCAUACGCAAUCGGCAUGCAUAAAGGUUUUCCUUUGAAAGAAACAAUUUCAGCAUUGAUAUCGAAAUAUUCCGCUGACGGUUAUUUGGAUAUUUUGACUGAAAAAUGGUAUGGAGGACUAGCUUGUUUUAAGAUCGAUCGGGAAUUGGGACAACCAAAACCCUUGGGAGUAGCAGCUGUUGCAGGAGUGUUUCUUCUACUAAGUCUCGGGAUGCUGCUUGGAUUUUUUAUUUUGAUAUUUGAACAUUUAUUUUUUAAAUAUACUCUUCCAAUUUUAAGACAUCAGCCGAAGAACACCAUUUGGAAAAGCAGAAAUAUUAUGUUUUUUAGUCAAAAAUUGUACCGGUUCAUUAACUGCGUUGAACUAGUUUCACCUCAUCACGCUGCGAAAGAAUUAGUGCAUACUAUUCGGCAAGGACAGAUUACUAGUUUGUUCCAAAAAAGCAUCAAACGGAAGGAAGACGAACAGAAGCGUAGACGUAAAAGUAGAGCUCAAUUUUUCGAUAUGAUCCAGGAAAUACGACGAACUAUGUAUUUAAACAACACACAAGAGCAGGAAGGUACAUCGGUGAAAACAUCAACUAAUGAUAUCGUGCCAGGUUUAUCUCCAUCUACUACUGCCACUUUUACCGAAAAAGAUAAACACAGCCCAAAUACCGCAAUUUUUAGUAUAAGGAAGCAUAAGUCCAAUCCUACAUCGUUAAAUGUACGGCGUUUUAGCACAGACAGUGUAUUAAGUGAGCGUUUAGACACUAUUGGGCGCCGUUUGAGUCGAGAAAUGACAAAUUCUCCACCGGAUCUGUUACAUAGGUUUGAAACAUUUGGCAGAGCAUUAAAUGGUGAUGGAAAAUUUGACACAUAUUCUGGAAAAGAAUCAAAAGAUAAAGAAACAAUGCAAAAAUAUGAUACGUUAAGUGGAAAGAUUGAAGAUUGUACAUCUAAGAGUGAAGAAAAAAUACCUGAACUGCCCAAAAAAAUUGGUAAACAUAUUCGUCGAGCUCCACUGAAGCCUGAACUUUAUGUAAAAAAUAAAAAAAAGAUAUGUGAAGAGGUACAUAAGUUGAUACCUAUAAACGAAAGAGUGGCACAUGGUCUCGCUCCUUCAUUCAUCGAAUUGGAUACUAGUAGCGCUCUUUUACGAGAUAAGCUACAUGAAGAGCUGCGAAUGAAAUACGGCUCGCAUGGGUUUAGCAAUAAUGAUCGAAAAUCAAAAACUCAAAACAAAAACUCUUACAUCUUAUCUGGGUCAAUAACGCAUGUUAACAAACGGGCAAAACUACUAACACGUAGAAUUAUGGAUGGCUCAGAUACAAAAAUAUCUUCAACCCACGAUGAGUCGACCGAAGAAAACACCAAUACUAUUUUUCCUCAAUCGUGUGACAAUGUAAAGUAUUAGCCUCAAGUAAAUUCAAACUAUGAAACAAUUAAGAUUCUUUUUAUAGGUGUGAUUAUAGCGAAAAACGAUUAAAAAAAACAUUUGAAUUAUCAUCUGUUAUCUGAAUUACAUAUUUAAAUAAUUCUAGAUAUUGGUAUUCAGUUUUUCAAGUUUCCGAGUCUACCAACCUUACUAUCCUGCGACAUUGACGUUACCAGCACAUUACAUAGUACGUACUCAGGUUUAGAUGAACAGUACGUUUUUACGUAUGUGCUGUACACAAAAAUAUAAAAAUAUAAAUUUCAUGUGAACUUUUAACAGUUGUAAAUGAUGCCUUCUUUAAAAUUUCUAUUUUCGUCUCAUUCCAUCAUAUUCCUUCCUGAACAAUAGUCCACGCCAGGUAACCUUGUGAUGUGAAGGGUAGGUGAGCCAGUAAUGACAAGUGCAGCAGUUAUAGCUUAAUAUAUUUUAUAUAGUGACAUACAAAAAGUUAAUAAUUUUUAACUAUGAAAUUGUGUAAGCUGAAUAGACGAAAAUAGAACACCUGUCGAAGCCGGUGUUCUAUAAGUAAUAUGACAUAUUUUCUGGACGUGACUAGAGACUUCAAUCUGUAGAAACUAGCUUAGUGAACAAAAAAUUGAAUGGUGAUUCGAGAAAAAAAGUUACUUCUUAACCGUCAGAGUGUGAAAACGUACAGUUUCGUACGCUUCUUAACUUUAAAUGCGCGGUGGUCAAUUAGUGCCUAUUUUCAAAUCUGGGCGUAAAUCUGACAUACGUAAUUAUCGUGGAAUCGCUAUUAUCUCUUGCAUACCUAAACUCUUUCAGGCAAUUGUCAAUGAAAAGAUAUUUGCUCAAGUCAAAAAUCGAAUAACUGACAAACAACACGGCUUCUUCAAAGGCCGCUCUACAUCCACAAAUUUACUUGAAUUCGUAGAUUACUCAUUGAAUGCAAUGGAUAAUGGGAACCAUGUUGAAGCUCUUUAUACAGACUUUAGCAAAGCAUUUGAUCGUAUUGACAUACCAAUGCUACUUUUUAAACUGCAAAAAAUUGGAAUUGAGUCUGGUCUCCUGAAGUGGCUUGAAUCAUAUUUAACAAACAGGCAACAAAUAAUAAAAUUUAAUGGAAAAAAGUCAAAUCCCAUUCAAGUUACUUCAGGUGUUCCCCAAGGCUCCCACUUAGGACCACUUCUUUUUAUUUUGUACGUAAACGACAUUUCCUUCAUCCUCAAAAAUAUUAAAGUUCUAAUAUAUGCCGACGACAUGAAGCUGUUUUUGGAAAUAAAAAGUCAAGAAGACAUCAAUGUAUUUCAGAAUGAAAUCCACACAUUUUACAUCUGGUGUAAGAAAAGCCUACUUGAAUUAAAUGUAAAAAAAUGCAAUGUAAUAUCCUUUAUCAGAAAACUAACAACGCCCAAAAUUGUAAUUGCAUUAGGGGAUCAGAAUGUGAAGAAGUGUGAUAAAGUUAGGGAUUUAGGAAUAAUCUUAGAUUCUGAACUUAAUUUCAUCGACCACUAUAACACUAUCAUACACAAGGCAAACAACAUGUUAGGGUUCAUCAAACGCUUCUGCUACAAUUUUCAAAACCCGUACACUAUCAAAACUUUGUAUAUUGCCUAUGUGAGGUCAAUACUGGAAUACUGUAGCAUUGUGUGGUCUCCUCGUCCUGGCGUACAUGAAGAAAGAAUAGAAUCAGUACAAAAGCAAUUUCUACUAUAUGCUCUUCGUAAGCUAGGUUGGACCGCACAUCGUCUUCCGUCAUAUGAAGCACGCUGCAUGUUGAUUGACAUUCAAACAUCAAAAGAACGGCGAGAGUACGCGAUGGCUUCAUUUGUAAACGAUAUCGAUUCGCAGAACGUUGACUCAGCAGUACUACUUUCUAAAUUGAACUUUUAUGCACCCAUUCGUCAACUUCGACACCGUAGUUUAUUUGCUCUUAACCAUCAUCGUACGGAAUACGCAAAAAAUGGACCUAUAAAUAGUAUGAUGAAUUCUUAUAAUCAACAUUGCGAAGCCAUUGACUUUACGAUGUCCCGGUAUAAACUAAAACAGUAUUUCAAGUCCUUGAGGCUGAGGACACAAAAUUAAUUUGUUUUAUGUUCGUGUAUAGUUUAGAAAUUAUUGUAACCAGUCUACAUAUAUGAUUGACGAAAUAAAUAAAUAAAUAAAUUCCGUCAAAUAGACAAAUGUGUAGAAAGCGUAACGUGUAAUCAAAGCAUGCUGGUUAAACAUAAUUUAAUAGCCAAACCUGAUAAUUGGACUAUAUAUUACUCACUGGUAUUAUGUCAUGCUUUUAAAUAUGUAUUUCGCAUUGCUAAAAAUAAAAAAUAAUUCGUAUAGUACCUAUUAA